Molecule: messenger RNA, 3462 nt
Organism: Fusarium oxysporum Fo47
Lineage: Eukaryota; Fungi; Ascomycota; Sordariomycetes; Hypocreales; Nectriaceae
Exons: 5
Coding region: 7-3462 (1151 amino acids)
Source: RefSeq, a predicted model, not a curated record
GUCGCGAUGGCAGAACGAGACAGUUGGUACGACGAUUUAAUGCGACCCCCAGACGCCAAACUCGAGGGCCUCGACACCUACGUCACAGACUUCAACGACUUGGAAAGCAUCGGCUCAAAUAGAAUCCAUGGCCCUGGUGCUACUGUGCCUCUAGAUCCUACGGCAUCUGAAUUUAUUCCAAUUGCUUCCAGCUCGACUGCCUUGCAAGACUCGGCACUUCCGAGCGCAGAGCCGCCCUCCGUGCCUAGCACAUAUCCGAUAGCGAGUACAAUAGCCAGCACGGAGAUCACAGCACAGACCACUAUUCCUAGCCAGAAACCGAACCAGAGCGACAGGAAACAAGAAAUCAGAGAAGACAACAGCCCAGUUUUGACGCCACCAAGUCCGUUAAGGGAAGCAGAUGAGGAUCACGAUGAUCAAGCUUCAAUAACCUCCAUAGGUUCUACUACCUACACGCCGCAACAGAGACAUGACGCUAUCGAAAGGUUUUCUAGGGCUAUGCGCAGAAAGCUCAAUCAUAGCGUGCUUCAUAUUGUGGCUGAUGAUGUUUCUCGUUCUCUUAUUGUCUCCAAGUUCCGUAAGGCUAUCAAGGACUUUGCCCAGGCGGUCGAUGUAGACGAGUCUAUAAAAUCACAGAUGCAAGGUGUCAAGAUAAUACGCAGAUUGAGAUCUGAGAUUGCUAACAAAUUACAUGACUCAGUGGUGGAAACGGCUCAAGAGGAGGAGAAGGAAGAGGGGGCGCUUAGCGAUAUUGCUCUUGGCGAUGGUGCACCGCUGGGACUCGCAGAGAAAAUGCGAAACUGGCUUCCUGAAGCAGAUGUCGCCGUCUCAACUGACCAUUUCUUAGCAGAUCUUGUCCCACCAUAUGGUCCAGCCCCCAGCGAAGCAUGGUUUGAUGAUCAAUCAAGCGUCAGUUUCGGAGAGGGAUCCGAAGAUGGGACAGAAGUGGGGUUCAAGCUUGGAGGUGCUCCCAGCAUCUACGGGCAAUCAGUUGAUCCAUUGGCAGUCCUGGAGGCUUUGACAAAUCAGCCAGCAUUCGACCAGCUCAUCCGAACGGUCGAGAAUUGCAUACAACAGUACCAUGGUGAUAAGAUGCAUUUGAUACGGCAAAAGACUUCGGUCUCUCUGAGACGUUAUUAUCCUCAUCGCGAAGGGGAGAAUACUAUUCUUGGUGCUGUUUUUAAUGUCGACUGGGAUUUGAAGAGCUUCCUUGUUGAGAACUAUCAGCAGGGUGUACAUCAAAGGCUCGGGAAAGUGAUAGCAAUUACCGGCACCACUGAGACAGCCAGGCUAUGCUCAGUGAGCCAGUAUAUGAAGUGGCGUUGGCACCAUAAAAGUCCUCAGCUUCUCAUGGCUCUCGAACAGGCCAUGCUAGAGAGUACCAUGGCCUCGAAAACUUCUAGGUUUCUACCUGGUAUUUCAAGGAAAAAUCAGAUUACUGUGGAUCCAUCCUUGCGAACUAUAAAUGUUUCGGGGACCGAGCGCUUUAUCAUCAUGAUAGCUCAGCAGCUCUCCUGGCUGGCUGCUGCUUUUCAGGAAAAGAAGGACAGCCUCACGUAUGCGUAUGUGGGAUUUAGUGAGGCGACUCAGUUAGCCGCCGACUUGGGAGUCCCAACCUUUAACAUCGAAGUCCAACUCGAAGUAUUGCCAGAAAACGAAAAGUCAAAAAUGUGUUGGAAUUCUAUCAUAGGCCCAGGCGUGAUUAUAAGAGGAUUUCCUUUGCCCGAGAGAAAUCACAAGGAGCGCGGACUUGAGGCAUCAAUUCGAGUUAUGGCCCAGCUCCUGGACUUGCAUAAAGCAGUUACCUUCAAAGGUGGUUAUGUUUUUAAAGGAAGAUACACAGCUCUCAUUCCUGUGCAGACGUUUGGGAACUCCAUUCAGUGGCAUAUCGUGGACGCGUAUCCGCCAACAUGCGACUACGAGUACGAUCUAGUCGGUUAUUCCCAAGCAAGCAUACCACAUCGAUGGGCUCAAGUCGAAAAAUUACAGUUUGGUUUCAGUCAAUGGGGUGCAAUUACGGCCGAAGUCACUGUAGGAAAGAAGGACGGAUAUCGUUGCCAACGACCGGACGACUACGAUGCUCUUCUAGAAGAUGCUAAGAACACGCAUAUCAUCCUAUACGAUACUGAACAGAGGAGAGCAACACAGACUAAUGCAGAAGACCUAAUCUUACAUGUUCUACAUCAUCAAAGAAACAAGAAAGGCAAAGAUACACAUCCGGAUACAUCCUAUCAAGGGCAAGAUAUUGGUUUCGCACACCCUGAUCGGAGAGUAACCUCAACUCGAGAAGUCAUGCUCAGGAACGCUGAAAGAGUAUUUUGUCAUCGGCGUCCAUUUUCAAGCUCUGAGCUCGAACCAUGUCUUUUUAAGCAUGAGUUCAAGUCAUUGCAUGCCACUAUUGAUGGGCUUUGGGCCCAGGAUUAUGUGAAUCAAAAGUCCCAUGCAAUGAAGUUGAGCCUAAGCCUGAAACCCUACAUCAGUGGAUGGGAGUACAUGGACCUCGUUGAGCCCAGGAGAUGGAUGCCGCCAAAGUCGGCGAACUUGAGCAAUAAAUGUGGUCGUUGGAAUGAAUAUGCUAGAGGGAUUCAAGCCCUGAUAUUUUUCGGAUCUGGAUUUGGCGAUAUCCUAAGCGCUGCUUCGCUUCCAAACGUCUGUCCCGCUCUCACUUCUGUUCCGAAAGGCCAUUUCUGCUUGGGCAUUCGAGUCGAUACUCUGGAACGUCUUUUUACUGAGCAAGGUUCUUUGAAAGACCAGGCGAGGCUUACUGCAAACGGUCUAACUUUGUCUGGUUCUAACGACCUUUUCAAAGCAAACGACGAAACGGCUGGUCAACGAUGUGGUCUUCGGCGGUUGGUACAGUUUAUCAAGCCAGGGCUAAAAAGGGGGGGACAUACUUCCCUUCCUCUCGAAACAAACGGCGCCGUCAUUAUUGGUGAUUUUGAGGACAGCAUUCUGCACAAGGACUGUGUUCAGGAGAGGAGUAGGAAUACUUCUGGGAGAAGUCCUAAGUGGUUGCGAUUGGAUUAUUAUACUUCCUCUAUACCUAUGAGGCCAAGACCAACCACAUACCACGCGCAAGACAGUUUAUUGGCUUCAUUGUCUUCUGCGUCCUCCAGGUCGGCUGCUCUUCCUGUCCCUCAGGAACAUUUCGACAUUCCCAAUAGAACAGGAGAAGGUGGCCCGGGCCAACACAUCAAGACAGCUGGCACGCCUGAAUCAAUAGCUUCCGAGAUCGGACUAGUGUUUAGUGGCGAAAACACAGCUCGGAAGUACCUAUGUCGCUGCUGUAUCAACUACCUGCUGAACCAAAAUCAGCCAGCUUUUACCAGGGGCGCCAACGACGAAUAUGACAAGCAAGUAACUGGACCAUACGACCCAUCUGAGCUCGAUAUCACUUUGAACAUGCUUGGUCCGGAACAAUGGGAGAUCUUGUUAAACAGCAUAGAUUCGACGUUGAAUUAG